GGUACGAUACGAUGGGUACUGGGCCUACAUGUUCCCGUACAUUGGUCCUGCUCGCCAGGCCCGUUCACCACCGUGACGAGCUAGAGGUGCAUGGGGUAUACGCCCCCCUGAAUUAUAGCACCGGCGCGGUGCCGACCUUCGCCCCCUCUCGACCCGUGCAUAUCAUACCAGCUUAUUUGACUUAUCCAUUCCGUUUACGAUUGUGGGCAAAGUUGAUAAGCAAAGUUUGUAAUGCCCAAGUCAUCGGGACAUCAUGGAUUGAUGGGAAAAAAAAGACCUCUGCACGACCACACAAAAUCGGCAUGAUCGGAGACAAACUGCAGAACUGAUUUAAUCGAGUUUCUAUAACUGCCAUCGCUGUUCACUUGUCUGCAAUCUUGCAGGGUUUUUUUGUCACACCGUCCCACGUACGUACAGUGAAGUUCGUCUUUUUUGAAAGCUGGCAAAAUAUCGUGUGUACAAAAUGUGUCCAUGGUACAAGAGUUAAGUACAUGUACAGGAAGUCAACUUCAAUCACAAGUGUUAGGAACAAACUACGCGAGCUGUUUAGCAGGUUGUUCAUUGCUAUUGUGUGUUACUAUAAGAACUUGCACCCGUGAACUUCAUUCGGUGUAUCAAUAUUUUUAGCUGCCGAUGGGACAAUGGCGGAACCAGACCAGGGCGGUGCCAGACUGGACCCUAGAAUCAAGGGCGAGCUGGAUAAACUGAACAGCACUUCGGAGGAAAUCAACCGCUUGGAGAAAGAACUUGAUGACGCCAGGCAACAGUUUCGCGUGACACUGACUGAAUCAUCUCACAAGUUGAGCGAGGCGGCCAAGCGAUGCGGCAAGUCGGUCAAGAAGGCCAAGUCGUACCACGAGGCGCGAAUUAAGGCCAAGAAGGCCCACGAGAAGGUGCAAGAGGCAGCAUACGCGUACCAGCGGGCCGUGGGGAUGUUCAGGGCGGCUAAAGAGACGAUCACCAUAGCGGAGGAGACGUCCAUGCAGGGAAACAAGAAGAGAGAUUUUGAUUCGGCCCUUCAGGAGAUGCUGAACCAUGCUACGGUCAAGCUGAACGCUGCUGAGCAGGAGAAAGUGCGAGGGCAGAAGGAACACCAGCAGCUAUCCAAGACCUACGUUAAGUCGCUGGCUAAGGUUGAACAGCUUGCCAAGAAGCUACGUAAGAGUAUCGCAAAAUCCGCAGCCUACUACGAUCUCAGGGAUGCCUUCUACUCCCGUCUGGAGAACCUCAAAGAGUCGGUGGAGAAUCGCCAGAAGCUCCUGGCCAAGUGCAAGAAGCGAUACCGGGAGGCGCUCCGGAAUCUUGAGAGGAUCUCGGAAGACAUCCACCGGACCAGACAGCUGCAGCUAGAGGCGUCCUUGACUCUGCAUGAGAGGAGCUCUGGGGUGGGAGCUGAGAGUGAGACGGAGGCAGCGAGAGAUAGUGAGGAAGAGGAGGAUGAACUCUUCACACCACCAACAGGUGGCAAAGACGAGCCAGGAAUCCAAGACAAUGCAGUUCCGGUGCAAGGAGCUGUCGGAGGCGCCGGCGCCUCCCGUCAUUCCUCCUCCUAUUCCUCCUCACCAGAAGAUGGUGAACCUCAGUCCCCGAUCCUCACAGAGCACGGCCUGCCUACCCUCUCCCGGAAGAUAAAGCGUGAGGAAUCCGACCCAGACUUCUAUCAACCUAAAGUCGCCAUCUCUAAGCUUCCUGGGAUACUCCCUGAUGAGCAAGAGGUGAUUGAGGCGACUUUCCGAGGUUACAGGUCCUUUGAUGCGGAGCUGACCCAGGAGGAGGUCACUGCCUUGAGGCAGGCUGGAGGAGCGGAAGCCCCGGUCAUUAUGAUCGAAUCCCCGGAGGGAGUGGUCAGUGAUCAUCAAGAUGAAGACAGCGAGGAGGAGGAGCUCGAAAUAUACGAACCUGAGGAGAUUGAGAUGUCAGAGUUGGGUAACGAAGAAAGUGAGGGUGAGGGUGAGAACAGCGUGGAGAUGAAGGCAUUCCAACAGGAGACGCAGCUUAACGGAGACGUAGAGUCCGAAUCAUCAUCUGAGAAUACAGAAGACGAUGAGGCAACAGAAGACAUCUUGGCAAACACUGAUGAAUUUAAAGAAGCAGUUGGAGAUUCAGAACUGAACGAGGAUGGAUCAGUGUCUCCCAGUGACGACAGCCAGAUGCAAGGAGUGGAAAAUGGCCAUGAGAGUCCAACGGAAGAAAGAGUAAGAAGCAUGUCCUUCGGGUUUGAGAAGACUCUACAGGAUGAAGAUCAUUUUGAACAGCCGGAUCUUCUACCAAGUCCCAUCAACAAAUUCCAGGUCUCGGAACUCGAGAGGCCCGCUUCGCCUGCGCUUUUCCAGUACCGUGCUGUAGAACAUAAAAAGGACGUGCACGAAGCUGAAGAAAAGACCACCUUCACAUUCCAGCCCAUAAUUUCACAGAACGACGCGCCAACAACCAGUAGCAAACAAGAAGACAAUACCAAUGAAACGGACUGACCAAUCAACGAAGAGAUGCGACACCGCGAUGUGAUUUUUACUCUAUCUGCGAUUCUGGUGUUGAUUCUGUCGCUUGUCUUCGUGAGUUUGCAAAUCGUAUUGGUUGAGAAGCUACACUCGAAUCCUAAGUAAUUCCGUAUCAACCAAUGAAAAUCAGCAUUUCAAAAGUUGGCAACCUUAUUGACCAAUUAAAAUGAUGUAAAUAGGCAGGAGACUGACUUCUUACUUUUCAGACGUUCUGCAAUGCGACACAUACAAUUUUCAGAAGACAGUAGUAAAUAAUAUUUUUUCUUUCUUCAAUUUUCUUGACAUCACCAAAACAGUAUUCAGUAUAUCAUGACAAUGCACAUUCACAAUAAGACAUAUCUGAAUUAAAAUGUUAACCUUAAAAUAUUACCUAAAUAAACUUAUGCAGCAAUAAUGACACUAUAAAAUAUAUCUAAAAUAAAACAAAUACAGAAACAAUAAAAGACGAAAAUCAAUCAAACAUCAGUGACAAGCCAUUCGCGUCAUCAAGACAACAUAAAGGGUAUAUAUAUUUGUACACUUAUUACAUGUACUUCAAACUGUUCGCUCCAAUCCAUUUUGCACCCAAUUAUCUUUUAACUGGCUGAUACUUCAUUUGGAGAUAAUAAUCUUGUACAGUGGCUAGUCAGGAAAUGAGUCAUUGACUAAAAUAGAGAGUACUUCCUGACUCCAAAACAAAUCAACCCACAGUGGUCCCGGAAAGUAAAAAAGAGAAAAAUGUCUGUGCCUGAUGUCCAAAUAAACAAUGAAAUCAAAGUUCAGAUGAAACAAAGGCUAAUUAAUGGACUCUUUAAUGGAGUCUUUUA
Molecule: messenger RNA, 3304 nt
Organism: Patiria miniata (bat star)
Lineage: Eukaryota; Metazoa; Echinodermata; Asteroidea; Valvatida; Asterinidae
Product: histone acetyltransferase KAT6A-like
Exons: 7
Coding region: 642-2471 (609 amino acids)
Biological process (GO): negative regulation of protein tyrosine kinase activity; intracellular signal transduction
Cellular component (GO): cytoplasm
Molecular function (GO): protein kinase inhibitor activity
Source: RefSeq, a predicted model, not a curated record